UAAUCUCCAAAAAUGUGGGGAAUUUCGGGUCACACGUUCUCCAUCGUUGCACUUUUCACUCAUCACCCCUCAAAAGUCUCUUCUUCUAAGAGAAAUCAACAGAAUGAGAUAAACAGAAAUAAAAAAAAAUGUCAGACAGGAAUCCGGAAUCCUCAAACUUGAACGCGCUAAACACGGACGUCACGGAAUCAAUCCUGUCCCUCCUCCCGAUCCCAUCGCUCGUCCGCUUCUCCACCGUCUCCAAGCUCUGGCGCUCAAUCAUCACCUCCCUCCCUCCUUCCCCUUCCUCUUCCCCAUGGCUCUUCCUCUUCGGCAUCCACAACACCUCCUCCUUCCACAACCAAUCCUUCGCCUUCGACCCCCUCUCCCACUCCUGGCUCCGCCUCCCCUUCCCCUCCCUCCCUUCCCUCCACCUCGUCGGCUCCGAUCGCUUCCUCUUCUCCACCGCUCCCAGAUUCUCCUUCUCCCCCAUCCUCAACCCUCACUGGCGUCCCACCUCCCCUCUCCGUUUCCCCCGAAUCAACCCCCUCCUCGGCGUCUUCCCCUCCUCCUCCAAGCUCAUCCUCGUCGGCGGUGUCGGAUCCAUCGGCGGCUUAGUCAACAUCGACGAUCGCUCUCCCGUUCAAAUCUACGACUCCGCUCUCGACUCCUGGGAGCUCUGUCCUCCCCUCCCCGACGCUUUCCGAUCAAACGCCCACGAAACCCUCAGCUCGGCCCUCUGCAAACGCAGCUUCUACGUCUUCGAUGUCACCUCGUGCUUCAUCUCCUCCUUCUCCUUGGAUACUUACACGUGGAGCGACGUUCAGACGCUUAGACCCCCCGGCCUCCUCUUCGCCUUCCUCAACUCCUGUAACGACGCCCUUGUCCUCGGCGGAAUGUGUUAUUCGGAUCGCGGCUUCUCCUUUAACCUCUGGAGAGUCGACCAAGGCUCCAUGGAGUUCAGCGAGAUCGCCAUUAUGCCUGACGCUUUGUUGUUUGGCUUGUUGGUUGAUUCCGAGGAUGAGGAUGAUGCUCACCGCUUCACGACUUUGAAAUGCCUUGGCUCUGGGAAUCUUGUUUAUGUGUUUAACCAAGAUGCUCAUAAGAAGUAUCCUGCUUGUGUUUGUGACAUUGGUGUGGAGAAUGGCAAGUGUACCUGGAGGAGUCUGCCCAAUUUGCCCUCUCCUGUUAAUAAGUUUCAUAAGCUUGUUACUUUCUGCUCCACUCUAUCCAUUACCGACGUCUUCCACUCCGAUGAGGCUCAGAUUGGUGCUUGAGUUCCUUUUACUUAUGCCAAUGGUAAGCUAUUUAUAGUCCAAGUACCUAUCUUACCAUCCAUGGGGUACGAUUUAACUUACAAUGUAAAGUGGAGAUGAACAGAGAAGAUAAAUAAUGGAAAGUGUAUAAAGAUGGGUAUCCAUUUAUUAUGGUAAUCAUUCAUAUAUGUAAUUAGGUGAAAACUGAUUUUGUAAUUCUUCGUUAAUAUGUUGUUGCUAUGUUAACUCUUUUGUACGAUUACAUAUAGUGUAUAUUUGUUUAUUCCAUUGUUUCUUCGUAAGACCUUUUCGGUCAAGUCAGUAAUCUCAAUGUUUUAAAGUGUGAUCACAACACUAAUUGCUAAACUCAGACAAAGAGUGGCAAAGUGUUGAAGAUGGAUCCAACGAAAUUGAUGUCAACGAAUCGAAAAUUUUCAUGGAGAUUGAUGCAGAGAAAAUUUGGAUAUAUUCCAAAUAUUAUUAUUAUUUAUUAAUAGAAUAAUUAUUUUUAUUGUUUUAAGGUUUUAAUGGUUUUCCUAUAUUAAAAUAGAUUAGGUUUUCUAAGAUUAGUGAUUUAUUAUAAACUAGAUCAUAAUCCGUGCGCAUACCCGGAGCGAGUUCUUAUAAUAAUGUUUGUUUAUGAAAUAAUUUUAACAUUCUGAAACACUACAAUUUUUAUCGAUUAUAAAAUGAUGAAUACAAAUAUUGGUCUCUUAAAUAUAUCAUCGCUGUUUAAGAGUAAAUGUAUUACAUUUCAUUUUAAUUAUUUUUAAGACUUCAUAUGUACAAAAAAAAUUAAGUUUUGUGGAUGACACAAAUUACCAAAACCAAUAGGCAACAUCGAUUGUAUAAUGACGAAAGAUGAUUAGAUUUUCUGCUCUCGAUUUGUUUACUAUUGACUCUGCAUAAAUGAUUUUAUUUUCUACCUCUAUAAAAUUGUGCUUUCAUUCUCGUCUUUGUUUCAUUGAUAUGAGUUACGUUUCUUUUUUUUAAAAACUUUUUUUAUGAAUUCAGUGAAUUACUUAAGUGUCAAUUAAAAAAUGGACAUCUGUAAAAAUUAGUUUCACUCCAUAUAUAUAUCUAAGAAUAAAAUUUUGAAAAAAAAUCACUGGCAAACUAUAUUAACAGGUUAAUGUUCAUAUCUAAUAUAUCAAGCUGUUAUAGAAUAUAAGUACACAUUCGAAAUGUAAAUAUUUGUCUAGUAUAUAUUCACCAGCUCGGUCUAAAAAUCAUAUAUUUAGAACAAGAAAACAAAUUACUUAUUUCACCAGUUCGAGUAUUAUCUGAAUCCGAACGGGUAAUAUCUGAACCAGAAUGGAUAUCCGAAGAUAACCAAACAUAAGUAUACUUAACUAUAUAUUUCUAGUUUAUUUCUCUCAUUUUAUUCAAAAUACUUAUAUUAAUGAUUCUUAUUCCUCAAAAUUAGAUAAUAUACAUAGAAUUAUGGACAAAAUCAUUUGCUACUCACUUAAAAUACAUAUCAAUUUCUUGUUUCUUACAUUAACAAAAGUUUCAUCUAAAAUUUCAAAACAACAAUUAAAUUAGUGUCUUUCUAUUUUUAAGUUUUAUCUCCAAACCUAUUAAUAGUUUAAUCUUUUAAAAAUUAAAAAAAACAGUUAAGUUAAAAUAUAUUUUAAAUACAAAAAACUUAAACAAUGAAUAAUUUAUUUAUUUUUCUUCAUAAUUUGAAUAUCCGAACCCGGCCCAAAAUAUUUGAAUCCGAACAUAAAAUACCAGAACCCGACUCGAAGUGUAGUAAUACCCGAAUGGGUUAUAUACCUUUAUACUGAAAUAUACGAUACAAACCCAAAUAUGUAUCCCAACGCCCACCCCUAUGAUAUAUGAUCAUUUGCAUCUUGCUUGAACCAAAAAAAGUUAAACUAUUGAUCACAAAUUUUUUUAUGUGGAACUUUUACCAUUUUUAGUAAUUUAUAGUCGUUUUUAAGAAUGUACAUCCAUAGUUAUAUUAGCUCAAUGGUAUAAGUGUCGUAGCCAGUGGCAUCGGGAACAGUUAAGCUAUUAAUCAAGGCUCAAUUCUUAUAAAUAUGGCGAUACAAAGGUCAAGAUUGAAAUUGAUUUGGAAGUCUCUCCUUCGGAAUUAGUUGAAGUUUGUGAUCCGGUCGGGUACUCAGUUAGAAUUAAGGUUGUGUACCCAAGGCUCCCGUCCAAAUGUUGUAAUUGAGGUAAGUUUGGACAUUUCCUUAACAAAUGUUUAAAGCUGUAAGUGAAGAAGAAACUUCAAUCAGCAACAAUAUCAAAGGAAGAGUACACUGCUCAAGUCUCUACAAAAUUUUCCUUAGGCAAUCAAAAUGUUCUAAGCUCUCCGAAAAAAACUGUGGGAGAACCAUCAAAGACUAUUGCUUCUUCAAAAAAAAAACAUCUGGCCCUAAUAAAAAUAUUGUGAGAAGGGCGUGAUCUCAGCCCCAAGCUAGAAGUUCUAGUUCCCGUCCUACUACAGAAGUAGAUAAGGAUUCAUCAGUUCAAAGAAGUUGAAGGGAAUACGAUUAUUUCGGUGUUAGGUUUGUUAGAAUUUAAAUGCUUGGCUGGUGAAGAUAACAUCUCUACGGUUGCAAUUAUUCAGCAGACCAAAGAUCAGAAAGAGAAGACUAUCUCGGAGAGUCCCGACAUUUAUGAGUCGAGCUUGGAUUUCGGAUCUUAUGAAUGUUAUCUGCCAGAUGAUGAAAAAUCCUUUUAGUUCACAGAAAUCUCAAAGAGGGAAAAGAGAGCCCAAAACCAAAGUGAGUUGUAGAAUUCUUUCUCCUCAACAAAGAAGAAGAUGUUAGGCUAUGAUAUCCGCUUCUAAAGUCCCCAUUUGGGUGGAAAACUCUAACUCCUCUAGAAGCAAUGUCUUCCCCCUUCAAUUUUUUUUUGUCAUAAUUUUGAAGGUGUUUAAUUAGCAUAUUAUAGGUAUCAACAAUUUAUAUAGACAUCAUAUAGUAAGGAAUUGACUAAGAAAAUUUAAGUAAAAAAUUGAAGUUUUCUGGAGACUCGAAUCAGAAAGGAGAAUGCAACUACUGUGAUUCAAGUGUUUUCUCCGGGUUAGGGGUUUGAUAAUAUCUCUUACGAAGGAGGUGUAUAUAGACUGUUUGGAUCCGCAAAAUUUCAGUAAUUAUUUUCAAGAAAACUCAGCAUUAUAUGGUAUGUGGCAUCCUGGAUCCAAAAACCAACACCACAUUCACAAUCAUCUUUCUUUAUGUAUGCAACAUAGAAACUUAGAGACAAGAUCUUUGGGAUGAUCUCAAGACUAUAACAAACAUGCCGUUUGUUAAGAGUCGUCAUUUGUUGGUGCUUGGCAAUUUUAAUCAAAUUUUAGCCUCCAGUAAGUAUUUCUCCAUCAAUCCUUAUACAUUACCUAUUCAUGGCAUGGAGGAAUUUCACGAGUUUUUGUUGGAAUGCGGCUCUUUGAGGAUUUGGUCUCGUGGUGUUUUAUUCACCUAGACUAAUAGAUGUGUAUAAGAUCUGAUAAGUUCAAAUUAACCUCAAGUCAAUUCUCUCAAAUAAGAGGAUCCGUGUAGUAUUUGAGGAUGAAAUUCACAUGGACUGAAGAUCACACAAUAGACUUUAGAUUUCGAACUAAGCUAAUUCAGAGAUAUGGAAACAAUAAAGUAAGCACAAAGUAAAUAAAUCGGUUUGAGAUCAAAUUCGUUGGUAAGUUACUCAACUCUCGGUGAGAUAAUAUAUCAGAUAACUCUAUCAAAACCAAUUUUCAUUGCGAAUUUGAUGAAUAUAGCAAGCAUUAAGUACCAAUUCGAUAUGUUCAUUAAAUUCCUAGACGAACUCUCGUUGCGACUAAGAAUUUAGCUCGACAUGAUUAGGUUCAGGUAUUUAUUACACUCUCGUGCCUUACAACUAUCCUAAGAUCAGGUUUCUAGUUAAUUACUCUAGAAACAAACAUUAAGAUCAAUCCUGGUGAAGGAUAUAGUAAGACUACACUAGCAAUCUCUCAAUUCGUCAUAAACCCUAGAAAAUCCAUAAAUCUAAUAAGAAAACUACUCAGACAUAAUCAUGCUAGGCAUAACGAUAAUCUGAAUAAAUUUCAUAGAUAGAGUAAGUAAUACUGGAGUUUCAAUUGAUCUCUAAAGGAGUUCUCUGAUUUUCUCUCCAAAACUUCUAAGAACAAAAUAAAGUGUAGCCUAAACAGUGCUUAAAAAAAUGCUAAAUAUAGGUUAAAAUACGUUAUAGGUUUCUUUACAAAUACUGAAAACUUCUAGGCCAAAGUGUAAUUCACGAGACUUGUGUCAAAUUUCUUGAACAUCAUGGGUGUCAAGCGACACCAAGGAUGAUGUCAAGUGACACACUCUCCAUAAAACGACUCCGACUUCAACUUCUCAGCUUGAGUUCUUUAAAUGCUCCAAAUAGCUUCAUAAUUUCCAAAAUGUACAAGAACCUGUAAAGAUCCUAUAAUAGGCUUAAAAAUUAAUAUAAAGACUCUAAAAUUGAACUUAUACCGUGGUUAGAAUACAUAAACCAAGGUAUAUCAAGAUCCACUUCUGAAAAAGUUGGGUAGAGCUUUGGGGAAUGAAAUCUAGAGAGCCUACUAUGAUGAUGUUUUAGCUAACUUUGAGCCACCAAGUGAUUCAGACCAUGCAUCAUGCCUCAUUGAUCUAGAAUCAGAUUAUGAAAGACGGAAAGUCAGCUUUUAGUAUAUCUCAUUUAUCUAUGCAUUCCUGGUUUUCUUCAGAUAUUAAGGAAGCAUAGGAUAAGGAUAUAUUUGUGGGUUCUAUAUAUUCUCGCUUGAACAGAAACUAAACAAUGCGAAGUCAGCCUGCAAGAAACUGAACCGGAAGGUUUUGUCAAUAUUCAACAGAAGUUCAAAGGUGAUAUGGCUUCGUUACACGAGAUUCAGGACGAGCUGCUCAUUACAACUUUUGUUGCACUAUUUAAAGUAUAAUUUGUUCCUAAAAAGAAAUUAGAGACUAUUUUCCAGAGCUUAAGCGAUAUUCUGCAAAAGGAAAUUGAGAAUCCGAAAUAGAAAAUCCAUUGUUAUAUAAGAGAUAUGAAAAUACAAAGUUCUAUCACAACUCAGUCAUUUCCUAUCAAGCUCGCAAUGCUGUUACAUACCUUAUUGACGACCAAGAAAAUCAAGUACAUAAAGGCAUUGAAAUCAAAGGGUUGGCGAUAAGCUAUUAUCAAAAACUCUUGGGAGAAGAGAACAAUGAAGUAGUGUCACUUUCGGUUUAGGUGCUUCGUAAAAUAUUCCAUUUCAAUGUUCAGACAGUGUUGCUGCCACUCUAACCUCAGUUCCAACAAAUGAAGAGAUUAGAACAGUCACUUUCAGUUUCCCUAAGAGUAAAGCCCCUGGACCUGACGGGGUUUCUGCUGAAUUCUUCUGGGAAGCGUGGUUAUUCAACAAUUGCAGCAAUCAAAGAACUUUUUUUCGAAUGGCAGAAUGUUACGCAUAUUUAAUGUCACUGCAAUUUGUCUGAUUCCCAAGAUCACAUGAGCAGAUUCACUUGGAUAAUUAGGACUAAUAUCUCUUUGUAUUGCGGUCUACAAAGUUUCAGCUCGGAUCCUAAAGAAUAGACUGUCCAUCAUACCAGAGGCUGUUCAGUUGAAUCAAGUGGGUUUGUGAAGGGCUGUAUAUUGUGAAAAAAUUUCCUUCCCGCGUCUAAGCUAGUCACUACAAGAAAACACAAUUUUAACGACGAAAAAUAACGAGGAAAAAAGUCCUCGUAAAUUUACGUCCUAUUUUCGAGUACCUUACGAGGAAAAAAUAAACCAACGUAAUAUCGUCGUAAAUUAACGACAAUAAAAUUUCGUUAUAAAACCGACACAACUUAACGUGGUUUUUACGAGGAAACAAGGAUUCGUCGUAGAGUAGACGUAAAUACAACGAGGACUUUACGACGAAAUAUUUUACAUCUAUUUAGCGUCGAUAUCUCGAGUGCACCAAUUUUUUAGUUUUAAACACAUUUUUUUGUUUCGGCUAGCUAACUAUAUUUCCUCGUAAAUUCCUAGGAAAAGUUCUCCUACCAGUUUCGAAAAUUUUCUAUAAAUAUGGGGUUUGUAUUUCAUUUGAAACACACCAAAAAGAAGAAAAAAACUAAAAACGUGAAAGAAAAAAAAUGUCGGGUGAUGGGAAUAUAUUGAGUUGCGGAGGUGAAUAUAUAUGCUGAGAGAUACUAACCGGAGAGUGACGAAAGAAUAUCUCGAAGGGCUAGAGACAUUUAUGCAUCAAGCAUAUUCUACACCGCUCGCCCAUGAAAAGAGUAAGAUGUUAUGUCCUUGUCGGAAAUGCAACAAUUCAAAAUUAGCAACUCGUGAAAAUGUAUGGAAGCAUUUAAUAAAUAGAAGUUUCACGUAACAUUACUAUAUCUGGUUUCAACAUGGAGAAGGUUAUAAUUAUGGGAAUGAAGCUAGUAGUAAUAAUAGCAAUUUUCAAGAUGAACCGGUUGAUCAUUUGCAUAACGAACAUAGUUACCAUCAUGAGGAGCAUAUGAUAGAUUAUGAUAAGGUUCAUGAUAUGGUAGCUGAUGCAUUUGUAGCUCAUGAUGAAGUUGAAGAACCUAACAUAGAUGCAAAAAGGUUUUAUGAAAUGUUAGAUGCUGCGAAUCAGCCAAUUUACAGUGGUUGUAGAGAAGAUCUCUCUAAAUUAUCGUUGGCUGCUCGAAUGAUGAAUAUUAAAACUGAUCACAAUCUACUUGAAAGUUGAAUGGAUUCAUGAGCAGACUUGUUUAAAGAGUAUUGCCAGAAGAAAAUGUGUCUGCUGAUUCUUAUUAUGAGAUUCAGAAACUAGUUUAUAGUCUUGGGUUGCCUUCAUAGAUGAUAGAUGUUUGCGUCGACAAUUGCAUGAUCUACUGGGAGGUGAUGAGAAGUUAGAAGAAUGUCGAUUCUGCAAGAAGCCACGAUUCAUGACGAGGGCGUAAUACGGUACCGUACCAAAGGAUGUGGUAAAUACCAAUUACAGACAGAUUGAAAAGUUUGUACCAAUCUGAGCAGACUGCUGGAGGGAUGAGAUAGCAUGCCGAGCAUACUCAGACGGAUGGUGAGAUGACUCAUCCACCAGAUGCAAGAGCCUGGAAACAUUUUAACAAAGUACAUCCAAAAUUCGCUAGCAAUAGCCGAAAUGUGUCUUGGAUUAUGCACAGAUGGAUUUAGUCCAUUUGGAAUGUCAAGGAAACAAUAUUCAUUGUGACCAGUUUUUCUUACGCCAUACAACCUGCCACCGGAGAUGUGUAUGCAAGAGGAGUUUUUAUUCUUGACCAUAUUAAUACCUGGUCUGAAACAUCCAAAAACGUCUCUUAUGUUGUUCUACAACCACUGAUAAAAGAGUUGAAAGAUUUGUGGUCAACAGGGGUGAAGACGUAUGAUUUCUCAACGAAGACAAAUUUUACGAUGUGUACGAUGCUUUUGUGGACCAUAAGUGACUUUCCUGCCUAUGUGAUGUUGUCUGGAUGGACUACACAUGAUAGAUUAUCUUGUCUAUAUUGUAAUUAAAUGACAGAUGCGUUUCAACUGAAGAAUGGUAAGAAGACAAGUUGGUUCAAUUGUCACCGUCAAUUUCUUCCCGUUUGCCAUCCGUACCGAAUAAACAAGAAAUUGUUCAGGCAAAAAAGGAUUGUGAGAGACACUCCUCCUCCAUAUUUAACUGGAGAAGAAAUUGAAGCGCGAAUCGAUUACUACGGAGCUAAAGAAACAAUUCGAUGUGGUGGUAAUUGGCAUGUUCCUGGUAAUAUGCCUGAUUUUGACGGAGUUCAGCACAACUGGCACAAAAAGGGUAUAUCUUGGGAGUUGCCAUAUUGGAAGGAUCUUCUUUUGCGCCACAACCUCGAUGUGAAUACAAUAUUAAAUGUCCCAGGGAAGACAAAAGACAUCAAAAAAACGAGGUUGGACUUUCCUGCUAUUUGCUCAAGAAGCGAGUUACAUAUAAAAAACAAUGGACAAGUUCCCGUUCCGAUAUUCAAAUUUUCUUCCAAACAAAAUUCGGUGUUGUUCAACUGGGUGGCAUCAGAAGUGAAGUCCCCCGAUGGGUAUGUGUCAAAUAUCUCUAGAUGUGUUGAAAGGGUCAAAAGUUCUCCGGGAUGAAGAGUCAUGAUUGUCAUGUUUUUAUGCAACGACUACUUCCCUUUGCAUUUGCGGAGCUACUUCCAACAAAUGUACAUGAAGCCACUUGCAGGUAAUAUAUUACGCAUUAAUUUCUUUAUUGCUCUAUAAGAUGCAAAAAUAAAUAAUAUGACUAAAUGUGUUUAAUUGGAAUAUACAAGGUAUUGAAGCAUUUUUCAGGGAUCUGAGCACACGCACUCUUAAAGAGGAUGCGUAGAACAACUUCAUGAGAACAUUCUCAUCUUACUGUGCAACUUGGAGAAGAUAUUUCCUCCAACAUAUUUUGAUGUCAUGGAGCAUCUAGCUGUCCACCUCCAGUAUGAGGCAAUGCUUCGUGGACCUGUACAAUACAGAUGAAUGUAUCUGUAACGAUGCGGUUUCUUUAAACCAGAUUUAGAAAUUUGUUUGAUUAAUUAUUCUCUAAACCAAACCAUUUGAAAUAAACCAAAGAGAUUUAUAAGUCGUAUACAUCUCCAUCUUUGGCGAAACCUAGCCGCACACCUCCAAUUAAACCAUUGUUCACCUCCAAAAUCUGAUGCACCGCGAUGCCACCACCGGCUCUUCCCGUUGUCUUGGAGCCAUCACGCCAUGUCAGAGAGAGAGCCUCGUCAUCACUAGUCAAACGUCUCACGUGUUGUUGUCUCGCACCGAACUCGAGAGAUGUAUAUAUGAUGUGAGGAGGAGGCGAACAAAGACGGAGCCACCGUCUCACCACCGCCGCACCGAUCAGAUCCACACUGUUGUUAGUCGCAAGCCAUUGGAGGAGGCAGUCAUGUCACCGGAGAGUCGUGAUAGCCGGAGAUCGUACCAGCCACCGUCAUCAACCGUUAUCUAGCUAAGUGUUGCCUCCUUUGUUACUUGUGCCACAAGUAACGUAUAUACCACAAACCUUAAACGUGUCUUUGCAUGUGUUUAGGUGUAGUGAAUCUUAUGCCAACCUGGAGUUACUUGCCCAUCAUUUUAAAAUAAGGCGUACAAAGAUUUAUGGAACACGUUUCGCUCAACACCAUGAUUAGGAAGGAAUCUUUUAAAGUGAUGUUAGGCGAGAUCGUUCCCGAGCUUUUCAUGAGCUAUAUCCAAUAUUUGCUAAGGUGAGGGUCUUUUCCCGAGCUUCUCUUACACGGCUUAGGACCUCGAAUAAGUAUAAUUUAUUUCUAAUGUGUUUCCGUCUGCGUGAAAUUGAGUCUGUCAUUGUUUGCUUAGUUUUAGGUUCUUUGCUUAACCGAAACUAGGGUGUUAGAGGGUUCAACAAUGUUUGUUCAUUUAUAAUUGAUAAUAUAUAUAUAUAUAUAUAUAUAGUAUAUUGAUGUGAUUUGGAUGAUAGCCGACCAUGGGGGUAUCGGCUGGAGACAGUACAUUGGGUGUGGUGUUUGCUGCGGCACAGCGUAGUCGACCUGUUGUGCCAAGGCGUGGAGGUCGAUAAAUCAUCUACGGGCGUGUGUUACCGAGCACAUAUUCGGUGGUGUUUUGGCCUGUUAGUGGGCACUUUGUUUGAUCUCUGGGUACUUUAGGUACCGUGUUUGCAACGUGUUAAGAUUAAAUUAUAUUUAUUCGGAGUGCUCUGUCCGGGUCCAUGGACUUCGGGUUUAGUAUCCCAUACCUCAUUGAGUGACUUUCCCGUUACUCACCCCUCUUUCUUCCCAUUUCAGGUGAGACUGACGAGUAUAUGAUAUUUGGACGGAUUGGUGCUACUGGACUUUUUAUUCAGAUUUUUAUUUGGGCUUUGGGUGAGUGUAAUUGGGUAUAUGGGAUUUUAUUAUAUGAUAUAUAUUUGGUGGCCCACUUUCUCUGGAUUGGAGGUGACGGGUGUCACAAUUUGGUAUCAGAGCGGAGUUCCGUCCCGGUUCCGUCCCGGGAUGGCGAUUAGGAGAUUCGGUUUUCUACGUUUUUUUAGUAUAAAAUAAUAUAUAUAUAUAUAUAUAUAUAUAUAUAUAUAAUAAAAAAAAUGUUUGCGAAGUUCUUUAGCAUCAUUCUGUCCAGUAAUUAUUAACUCAAUUGUCUCUUUAUAUGACGAUGAGUAAAAUCAUCGUCAUUCAUUCUUCGACUAACAAGAUUCUAGCGAGAUGUUCAGUAAUAGAUGUGUGAUGUCUCAGUUCGUCAGUUUUCUCAGGAGUUAUCAGUUUCUUUGGUCAUGAUUCUGAGAUUAUCCAGGAGUGGAUAUGUGACGUUUCCGCUUCCACCCUAUUUCAACCAAUCAUUCCACGAGUUAUUGUUACUGGAGAUUACUUGAUAUGAGGUGUGAGCCAUUGGUUGGCAGGUGUUGUUUUUGUGUACGAGUAUGUUGACUAUUUUGGAGGUAUGUUCAGUUUGUAAACUCGUGGGGAUCUCUUUUGAAUCGGGGUGUAGCAGCUUGCGUUGUGUUGAUAUUGGAGUUACACUUGGUUUUGUUUGCCAGUUUUUGGCAUUGCUGAUUGUUUCAGAAAUGUGUUAGUUCAAACAGCUGACAUGGGAUGUGGGAGCUAUUUAUAUUCAUCGCAAUGUACCAGUUAUGCUCGGAGGACUGACUUGUUCGGAGACUCUUCAGAGAUGGAGCUACGUUUUUACGAUGUCACCCAUGGGAUGGAUUGGCUACCACGAUAUCGAGUAGAGUUGGAUUGCCCGAAGACAAGAGCUGAUAUUGCUGGAGCUGAUGAGAAUUUUUAUUGCAUGUAUGCUACAUGCUGAGGAGUUAAUGGAUAUAAGAUCAUAUGGAUUUUCAUCAAACAUUUUGAUAGUUAAAAUGAUGGACAGCAUGAGCUGCAGGAUCUUCCAAUUAUUGCAGACUAUGAGGAUGUAAUUGUGGUCUUUGGAACGACCACCACCAGACACAUGAGACGUUCUUACUAUUGAGUUGAAACCAAGGACAACACUUGUUUUACGAGUUCUACACCAAUUAGCAGCAGCUGAGAUGAUCGAGCUGAAAGAGCAUAUGGAAGAUUCACCAGACAUGGGUUUUAUCAGACCGAGUACUUCACCGUGGGGAGCAUCAUUAUUUUUGUAAAGAAGAAAGAUGGACGUUUCAAAAUUUUAUGACUACAGAGAUCUGAACAAAGGGAUCCUUAAGGAUAAGUAUCUCUUCCGCGUAUUGAUGGUUGUUGGAUUACCUACAAGAGGUUCAUAGUUCUUGUAGAUUGACUUGGCAUCAGGAUACCAUCAGAUUGUUAUAACUGAGGAGUUUAUAUGGAUGUGGGUUUUUGUAUAUGUUAUGGAUAUUAUGAGUUGUGGUGAUACUAUUUAGUUUGAUGAAUGCACCGUUAGCAUUCGUGAAGCUUAUGAAUGAUGUUUUCAUGAACACUUGGAUAAGUGCGCAAUUGUAUUCAUCGCCGACAUCCUGAUUUAUUCUUGGAGCAAAGAGGAGCAUGUUGAGCAGUUACGGAUCGUGUUAGAUUAGCUUGGAGAGCAUAAAUUGGUUGCUAACGGAGUAGGUGUAAUUUCUGGAAAAGGAAAAAGAAAAUUGAAUUUUUAGAUCACGUGUUUCAGAAGCAGGAGUUGCUGUUUAUUCAGAAAAAAUUUAUUACAAGUUCAGAAUGGCCGACACCUAAGAGGUGCAUAGAUCUGAAGUGUUACUACUAUUGGUCUAGAGUGAAAAAAAAAAAAAGAAAGAGAAAAAGAUGUAGCUACAUUGUGUCUCCAUGUCAGACUUAUCAAAUGGUUAAAACAGAACAUCAAAAUUAUUUAUGGGAUUAUUACACAAUCUACUUCUUCCAGAUUGGAAAUGAGAUAUGUUGAUUAUGGGCUUACUAACUGGAGUACCGGAGUCAAGUUUCAUGAAGAAUAAUAUAUGAGCGAUCAUGGACCGUAUCACUAAGUUAAAAUCUAGAGGACAUACCCUUGACUUAGUGCUUAGCUCGCGAGGAAAAAUAAUAUUUUUUUUUUUGAGUAAAUUAUGUACCGCCGAAAUAGUUCAUGUACAGUAAAAGUUAUUACUCGAACAUUCAGAUAUCACCUUACGAAGCUCUUUAUGGAAGAUAAUUUGCACACAUACUAUGAUGGACCAAAGUGGGAAAGCACUCUAACGUAUAGCAACCAAUCGUUUAAAGGACGUUGAAGCAAAUAGAAAUGCUCAAGAACUAAAGGAAGCAUACGGCAACAAAAAAAAAAAUUGUAUGCACUCAUCGGGUCUGUGGAGAUUACAAAUCGACAAGUCGAAGCAGUUAAGAAAAUGAUGACCUUAUUGAUCAAAGUUCAAUAAGAAAGAAAUAAGAUCCAGGAGGAAAUCUGAGAGACCGAGUCGAAGAUGAAGAUUGAAUAUUGAAAUUUUAUUUUGGAGAAUAAAACUAGCUGGCAAGUAUAGAGACUUGAAUUCGAGGACGAAUUCCUUGUUAGUGGGGAAGAAUUAUAACGACCCGGUUUCUCUAAACCAGAUUUAGAAAUUUUUUUGAUUAAUUAUUCUCUAAACCAAACCAUUUGAAAUAAACCAAAGAGAUAUAUGUCGUAUACAUCUCCAUCUUUGACGAAACCUAGCCGCACACCUCCAAUUAAACCAUUGUUCACCUCCAAAAUCUGAUGCACCGCGAUGCCACCACCGGCUCUUCCCGUUGUCUUGGAGCCAUCACGCCAUGUCAGAGAGAGAGCCUCGUCAUCACUGGUCAAACGUCUCACGUGUUGUUGUCUCGCACCGAACUCGAGAGAUGUAUAUAUGAUGUGAGGAGGAGGCGCACAAAGACGGAGCCACCGUCUCACCACCACCGCACCGAUCAGAUCCACACUGUUGUUAGUCGCAAGCCAUUGGAGGAGGCAGUCAUGUCACCGGAGAGUCGUGAUAGCCGGAGAUCGUACCAGCCACCGUCAUCAACCGUUAUCUAGCUAAGUGUUGCCUCCUUUGUUACUUGUGCCACAAGUAACGUAUAUACCACAAACCUUAAACGUGUCUUUGCAUGUGUUUAGGUGUAGUGAAUCUUAUGCCAACCUGGAGUUACUUGCCCAUCAUUUUAAAAUAAGGCGUACAAAGAUUUAUGGAACAUGUUUCGCUCAACACCAUGAUUAGGAAGGAAUCUUUUAAAGUGAUGUUAGGCGAGAUCGUUCCCGAGCUUUUCAUGAGCUAUAUCCAAUAUUUGCUAAGGUGAGGGUCUUUUCCCGAGUUUCUCUUACACGGCUUAGGACCUCGAAUAAAUAUAAUUUAUUUCUAAUGUGUUUCCGUCUGCGUGAAAUUGAGUCUGUCAUUGUUUGUUUAGUUUUAGGUUCUUUGCUUAACCGGAACUAGGGUGUUAGAAGGUUCAGCAAUGUUUGUUCAUUUAUAAUUGAUAAUAUAUAUAUAGUAUGUUGAUGUGAUUUGGAUGAUAGCCGACCAUGGGGGUAUCGGCUGGAGACAGUACAUUGGGUGUGGUGUUUGCUGCGGCACAGCGUAGUCGACCUGUUGUGCCAAGGCGUGGAGGUCGAUAAAUCGUCUACGGGCGUGUGUUACCGAGCACAUAUUCGGUGGUGUUUUGGCCUGAUAGUGGGCACUUUGUUUGAUCUCUGGGUACUUUAGGUACCGUGUUUGCAACGUGUUAGGAUUAAAUUAUAUUUAUUCGGAGUGCUCUGUCCGGGUCCAUGGACUUCGGAUUUAGUAUCCCAUACCUCAUUGAGUGACUUCCCCGUUACUCACCCCUCUUUCUUCCCAUUUCAGGUGAGACUGACGAGAAUAUGAUAUUUGGACGGAUUGGUGCUACUGGACUUUUUAUUCGGAUUUUUAUUUGGGCUUUGGGUGAGUGUAAUUGGGUAUAUGGGAUUUUAUUAUAUGGGAUAUAUUUGGUGGUCUGCUUUCUCUGGAUUGGAGGUGACGGGUGUCACAGUAUCAGUAUGAGCGGGCUAUAAAAUAUUUGAAAGGAAAUGCAAAAAACCUCGCCAAAGUUGAAGGUUCUAUAAUUGAUGGAAGUUUGACGGGAAAAAUAUCUCACUCUUCACAUCGUACUACUUUACACCAAAAGUACGUACCCGGAAAAGAGCUCCAAGAAGAUAUGAUGAUGGUGGUGUCGCACCAACAUAUGCAGUUGUUGGUGUUCCAGACAUCUUUUGCCCGAUUGGGCGAUUCGGUAGGAAAUUGAAAGAGGUUUUGUGGUCGAAUGAUAAAGACGAUCAUAGUGAACCCACUUAUAUUCUACUCAAUUGCGAGGAUCCAUUGAUGCAUUGUUUUGAAAGGUAACAUAUAUUGAAACUUCUAAAAAUAUAUAUGUGUAAAUUAUAUAAAUUUCAAAUGAUUAAUUAAAAGAAAAUAUGAAUUCACAGUCUAUUUGCUUUUCAAGUUGAAGAAAUAAUCCCAGGUAUAUCCAAAAUUGAGAUAGACAGAAGGAAAAAUCAACACUUUAUUAAGUGGUUGAAAAAGUCAGGUAUUAACCCAAUUUUGUAAGUUCACAUACAUGAUAUGUAUUCGCCGUUAGUAUGAUUAAUUAAUUUCAACGUUCGCUUUAUUUUGGUUGAUUAUGACGAUCCAGAUUACCCCACAUGGUUUCAUGAAUUAGUUCAAGGUCCAGUUGUAAAGGUCACCACAUCACCGAUGUAUUUCAUUCGAGGUUUUACUUUUCAUAUAUAUGAGUAUGGUAGACAGGAGGCGACAAGUAAUUAUGGAAAAUGUGUGAAAGGCGAAACAGAUUUCUACGGGAUCUUGCAGGAGAUUAUUAAAGUGGAAUUCUCAGGGUUAUUGAAGCUGAAAUCUGUCAUCUUCAAAUGUGACUAGUUUGACCCCGUCGUCAACAAAGGUGUUCGAUUUAACAAAUUCGGUGUAGUUGAUAUCAAUGGUGGACAACAGUACAACAAAUUCGACCCUUUCAUAUUAGUUUCGCAAGCAGGCCAAGUCAACUUCCUUCCAUACCCUCGGAUGAGAGAAUCAGG
Brassica rapa (field mustard) is the source of this 16067-nucleotide messenger RNA. RefSeq names its product F-box/kelch-repeat protein At3g24760. Lineage: Eukaryota; Viridiplantae; Streptophyta; Magnoliopsida; Brassicales; Brassicaceae. The record is from RefSeq and is a predicted model, not a curated record. Gene Ontology annotation, molecular function: protein binding.